CUUUUCAAGUAAUUUUUGGAAGCCCUUGUACGUGUUCAUGAAACCAUUCCUGAAUUCAGGAGACUCACGAGCUUAUGAAUGAGAACAUUUCACCAAACAUUCAGGAGACUCACGAGCAAAAUAAGGUAUUACUUUUAUUUUAAAACCUUUAAUAAAUAUAAAGCAACUAUCAAAAUGACUGGAUAUCCUUGAAUCUAAACCAUCACAGGAUGUAGAAAGCAGAGUUCAAAAUACCUUUGAGAUCGGAGCAAAUGUGGAGAUUUCAUCACAAGAUGACAAUACUUGUCAUAAAUGGUAUCCAGGAAAUGUGUUGGCAACAUAUUUGGUUGAUGGGGUUGAGAUGGUGAAAGUUGAGUACUCCGCACCGUCUCUGGACGAAAAGAAGAGGAAAAGGAGUGUUGAGACACGUGUAUCAAUUGACAGAAUACGUCCUCAACCACCACCUGAGAGACCUGGAGCGAAGAAAAGUUAUGAGCUAAUGGAUGACGUAGAGGUGUUCGACAAUGGUGCCUGGUGCGCUGGAAAAGUUAAAGUCAUUUUGUUUGAUGGCACGUGUUUUGUCUCUUUGAACAAUUCUACUGAACAAAUUUACUUCAACCAUUCUGAGAUGCGAAAACCAAGAAAAUGGGUAGAUGGUGUUUGGAAGAUGACAGAAAAGGUAAAACAAAUGCCUUGGAUAACUUGAAUUGAAAAAUAAUGUCAUUUGUUUAAUAUCUCGGUAUUGUUUUUCAGAUAGAAGAAGAGCAGACGCAGAGUGUGAAUCCAAGUGAAGGAGAUGGUGAUAAAAAGGUAUGAAAUAUUUAUACAUCAUACUAGGAAUUAAGAUAUAAAUGUAUCUGAAUUUUUGUCAUUCAAAAAGGGGAAGGCGAAGGCUGUCGCUUGUAAGAAGAAGAAGAAAGCAAAUGCUCAGCCAGUAGAUUUGCUUCCUUUUCUACAGCGAGAAGAGAAGAGGCCAAUACGACCUAGAAACCCUCCUAUGCCUGUAACACCUGAGGUAAUCCUUCCAAUUGAUCCAUUUGUGACACCUGAAUUUCCUCGGUUUUCAAGGCUUGCACACUGGAUGGAUCUACGGGGCAUAUAUCGUGUACCGUUUUAUAUCAAUGGAAGAGAAAUUGAAAAAGAGUUCUUUCAAAAAAUGGACGAUGCAGAAAAGAAUCUCAACAAAGAGCACAUAAAUGUUGCAUUUGAAAUGCUAAAUUGUAAGAGGGUUGAGCAAGGUGCUUGGUUCCGCAACAACAAUCUUCCAGCAGCAUGCUUUGUACCAGUCAGAUUCUUAGAAGUGGUUGGGUACGCUUAUGAAUCUGUCAGGAAGCCACAUAAGAAAAAACAAACGUUAUUGGAGGGCUGUGUAGGCGAACUUGUGAAAGGUUUAAUACAUCCAAAGAAGGUAUGGCUGGAAGAUGUUGAUGUUAUAUAUGGUGUCAUUGAAGAUAAGUUGAGCUAUCACUAUAUUGGGGUGGAGAUACAAUUGAUUGAUAACACAAUCACACUCUUCCAUUGUGGUCUUCCAAAAGCAAAUAUCAAACGUGCUCUUAAUCAAAUCCAAGAACUGGCAGGUAAAAACUCUUUGUGAUUUAUUAAUUUUAUCAUUCAGUGUAGAAAAAUCAGUUUUAUUUAUAUUGUUACAUUGAUUAUGGAUAGGAUUGUGAAAGUAUGCGUAUCCUGAAAAAAGAAUUUUAGCUAAUUUAGAAAAUAAAAGUUUGUCUCUUGCUGCUUGUGCUUGUGAUGCAUUUUUACAUAUUCAUUUUGUUGUCUGUUGGUGAUUAAUUUAUUGUAUAAUUUUGGGUAUUUAUGACAGUGUUGAUUAGUGCCAUAAAGAUGGAACUUCUUGGUGAAGAGGUUAAUUUCGAAGAUAUCAGUCCAUUUCAAGUUAAGUUUGCAGAAGGGCUUCCAAAGACAAAAUUUCCAUACAACUGUGGUAUUUUUGUUGUGAAGAUGCUGGAAUGCAGGUCACUGGGAUUGAAGAGCAUGGCUAAUAUAAAUGAUGAAACUGCGAUGGACUUACGAAGCAAGCUAUGUUGUGAGAUCUUCGACCAGUUUAUGGAUAAAGAUUUCCAGGAAGGUCAAAGGAAGUGAAAAUGUCAUAUUUGUUCUGUUUUUUACUCUGUUUUUCUACUUUGACGUUAAUUAUCCCUAACGUUUAAGUUUAAGUUUGUAAUGAAUUAUCCCUAACGUUUUUUUCAUUUAGAUUGUUAUUGAAAAUUUUUUAGGA
This is a messenger RNA of Brassica napus (rape), 2212 nucleotides long. RefSeq lists its product as uncharacterized. The record is from RefSeq and is a predicted model, not a curated record. NCBI's taxonomy places the organism in Eukaryota, Viridiplantae, Streptophyta, Magnoliopsida, Brassicales, Brassicaceae. Bases 977 to 1573 code for a protein of 198 amino acids. The transcript has 3 exons.